UUUAAUUAGUCAUUUUACCUGUUACAAUACAAUAAAAUUAAGCAAAUUUAAUAGGAUUGAAAAACUACAUUAAUGUUAUCGGUCCUCAAAUUAUGACAAUUAUCAAUUAAUUUGAGUACCGGUAUUGUAGAUUUUUACUAAGAAGACCUCUUCUUUUUUACAACAUCUUCAACAUUUAACACCUAACACCCAACACCUUCCUAUGCAUAGUAAAAAAUAUAUUAUUGUAGGCAUUUGUUUAGCUCUGUUUUCGGUGUAAUAAAUCACGGAAAAAUUGUAUUUUUGUAAUAACAAUUUCAGAAAUUUAAUUGUUUUCUUAUUUAGAACUGAAUGAUUUUAUGAAAUUGGUAAAUGUAUUUGCACCAAUCGCCUCAACACUGAAUCAAUCGUCUCCACUAAUGAAAGUCCUAAAUAAAUAUAAAUCCACUGAACACGACAAUCAUUACGAGCUUGAUUUUUCAUAUCUAAAACCUUUUACUACAUAUGUGCAAUUUUACAUCAAGAAAUACCAAUCGUUUCGAUUUUUUAAGUCGGUCAUCUUUCAAAACGAAGAUAUCCGAACCGAAGAUAUUGAUCCGUCCACGCACAAUAUCUGCUGCGCCUAUUUACAUUUCGAGUCACCUUAUUGUCAGGCUAUGCUGAUCACAUUAUCAGUUUGCAAAAACUAUACAAUCCAUAACGGUAAUAUUGAACUAGACGCGCCUUCAAAUCGCUUUGUAAUUGACUAUCCAUAUAUUAACGUGGAACAAUUUCUCUGGUACGAGACGAAACUUCCGACACCGCUGGCUGCUCUUCGCACAAGAGGAGUGUCAAACGUCGUGAUAAAUUUUAAACCUGGAGUAAACGUGUUGAAAAUAUGGGGUGGACUGCCGGCCAAGUAUUCGCUGACAAUCGAAUCGACUGUAGACUUCUCCCUCUUACAUACAGUGCAAGCCGUUUACGAAAAACUCAACGAUCAACCCAAAUCGUUGACGGCCUUACUCGUGUCUACAAAGCAAACGUUUUCAAAUCUAUGUUCUACGGAGCCAAAUACAGGUGACCGUGGACAAAACUUACAAAAGUUUUACUCUUCGUUUAUGCCACAGUCCGCCAACAACGAAACCGAAUUGAAGAAAAUUGAAAGAUUAUCGAAUAUUUCGAAACAAGUUCAAACAGCCAUGGUUAACUGUUUAGAGAGUAAAUCCCUUAAUGAUGUUAACGCUACUACAGAAAUAUACACGGAAUUACAAGAAUUAUUACAAAACAAAACAUUGGGACUAAAACAGAUUUCCGCAUUUGUUUUAAAACAAAAAAUAAUACAUAAACCAAAGCCAACUCAAAGUACUAAAAAAUUGAAAAACGAAAGGUCUAUGGUGAUAAAAAAAUCUCUUAUCAGAUCUAAAAUUACACAUGGUAAAAGUACUCCCACGACAAAUGUGUCCAAAGUGCAUACUAAACCAACGGUAUCAAAAAUUAUUUAUGCAAAUAUGUUUGAAGUAUUAUGCAAUGUAUUUCAUUCUGACGAGAUUGACUUGAAUGAAUAUCAUUUUAAAAAUGAUUUAUUUAACUAUAUGAUUACUAUUAAUUUUGAUGAGAAUACUACAAAACCUAUUGAUGCGUUGUUAUUGUUUCGUCUAGAACUCAACACACAUUCGACAUCAGAAUUGGUGCCGACAAUUUUGAAAUUUUCACAUAAAAAUAACAACAAUUGCAAUACUAGUUUAACGUUGAUCGACAACGAUACUCAAAUGGAAGUGAUACCAUCGAACAUUGAAAUGAAUAUGUAUAUGGUUCGUAAUACCACUAAGGGAUACUCGCUAAUAGCGUGGACUUCGGAAAAAAUUCCAGAUUUGAAAAACUUUUCUUAUAAACUGGAAUUAUUUGGACGUCCGUAUGAGAUAUUACACUCGUGCGGCAAGCUAAAGCAUUAUAUUUCACACAAAUACAACACAACUGUAUGUGAUAAUAUUUACACGCCUGAUUUUGUUAAUAAGCAUGUGAGAAAUAGGUUUUAUAAGCCUAAUGCUGAGAACCUAUUGGCUAGGGCGAUACUGAACAUCGAAAAAGCAGCUUUAUACACAAUAUACUGUCAUCUAGAACACUUUGAUGAUGUAAUGAUGGAAAUGCGAGUAGUAGACAUGAAUCUUACUGCUGGUGGUCCUACAGUAUUUGCAUCGUGUCGUACACGCGGAAAAAUAGCAAUGAUUCCAGCUAUAUUUUUAGAUCCAAAUUUCAACAACAAUACUCAAAUUUUAAAUUCUAACCAAAUAGGUGACCAGAUGAAUUCAUCAGGAACUUCAGAAUCUACAACUGAAAACUCGACAAAAUUAGUAUUUGUAAUCGAGGUUAUUUUAAUCAAGAAUAUUGACAUUGAUUACAUUAAUAUGAGAAAUGACACAAACCAAUAUGAUUGGACAAUUUCGUGCACUUACGAUAAAAAGCUCACAGGUAUUACACUGGAAACAAGUGUUGUAGACUAUAAUGAUUUCCUUUUUAUCAGUUCAAUACCACACCAAAUUCAACCACCUACUAUUUUACAGAAAUCAACAGUCGUAUCAAAUUCAAAUGUUACCAACCAAAUGGAUAGUUCAACACCAAAUUUGAAUUACCAUGCAUUGUUUGAACUCAUGACAGCCAGUCAAGAUGUAAUCAGAGAACGAUUCGUGGAUAAUCAUUCGAAUGAGUUAUUAAUUGAAAAAACAAUUGGACUAAUAAAUAAAAUAAAAGAAAUAACUACUCUGCAAGAUACUACCACACACAUUUUAAAUAAAGCCAUGGAUAAUAAAAAUGAGAGCCGUCAUAAUUUGGUGGAUGAAUUAAAUAAACAGGUCUUUAGUUUCCUUCAACUUCCACGUAAAUCAAAUCUGAACGUAAAGCAAUCACGGAUGUCGAAAAAGAAGUCACGUGUCGCGUAGAUGUAACAAAUCAAACUAAAAUAAUAUUCCUAAAUAUAAUUUAAUAAUACAUUUGUAUAUUUCAAGUGUAUAUUCCAGCGAUUAUCGCAUUAAUUUUGAUAUUUUUCUUAUUUUCUUACCUACAUAAAAUACAAAUAGUAUUAAUGUUCUAAUCAUUAUUGUUUAAUAACCUAUUUUCAAAAUAUAAUAAAACCAAAUCUUAUAGGCCAUUGAAUGUGGAUGAGUUUCAAUUUCGAUUUUUUUUUUUUUUUUGUGGGGUUAGGUGCAGACAAUUUUUUAUAUAAAAAAGAUUGGUUUAAAUAUAGUUCAUCAUAAGUGUGGUGUAUUGAUUUCGUGGGUAUAUCACAUUUUAGGCUUUUGUAAUUUGUAGCAACCUUCAAACAAAUUACAAUUUUAAUACAUUGGGGUUACGUCUCACUAGUGUUUGAAGUAUGAGAAAUAUUUCAAUGUUUUGUGAAAUAUUGGA
Messenger RNA from Acyrthosiphon pisum (pea aphid), 3360 nucleotides. RefSeq lists its product as uncharacterized. The record is from RefSeq and is a predicted model, not a curated record. The transcript is spliced from 15 exons. Lineage: Eukaryota; Metazoa; Arthropoda; Insecta; Hemiptera; Aphididae. Bases 339 to 2894 code for a protein of 851 amino acids.